This is a messenger RNA of Colletotrichum godetiae, 333 nucleotides long. RefSeq lists its product as uncharacterized. Bases 1 to 333 code for a protein of 110 amino acids. The record is from RefSeq and is a predicted model, not a curated record. The transcript has a single exon. NCBI's taxonomy places the organism in Eukaryota, Fungi, Ascomycota, Sordariomycetes, Glomerellales, Glomerellaceae.
AUGUCCGAGUUGGAAGAGUACAGAGCAAUGAACCGCGUCGAAAUCUCUCGCUUAAGCAAAACAUAUCCAGAAAUCAAGCUGGAGGAAAUCACCCAUUCAUUCGUCUACAUCAAAAUAUUCACGGUGGAGGUGGUCAUCGAGCUCGAUAAGAACAUCGUAAUACCCAGGUCCGAAUUCGGUGAAGGCAUGGGUCGAAUAAGAUUGAGACGGUUCCUUGCCAGGCUCAAGUCUGAUCCCGAGGCGAAGUUGGCGAGACGGCGAACCAGAACUAUCGAAGCGUCACGCUUACGAAAUGUAAUGAGUAACACAAAUUAUCGUACAUCAGUGCUGUGA